This is a messenger RNA of Spinacia oleracea (spinach), 1993 nucleotides long. RefSeq names its product cytochrome P450 72A552-like. The transcript is spliced from 5 exons. Gene Ontology annotation, molecular function: iron ion binding; heme binding; monooxygenase activity. The record is from RefSeq and is a predicted model, not a curated record. Bases 99 to 1691 code for a protein of 530 amino acids. Lineage: Eukaryota; Viridiplantae; Streptophyta; Magnoliopsida; Caryophyllales; Amaranthaceae.
GAUAACCACUAUUUUGAUAAAAAGGCCAAUUUAACAAACAAUGUUGUAGUUUCAAACACUAAACUCAGAUUUCCUAAAUUCAAUAUCGUCUAAAAACAAUGAGCGUUUUAUUUGCAUUUGGUAGUGUUCUGUUAUGCAUAGUGAUACUGAAAUGGUUAUGGAAAUUACUAAAUGGGUUAUGGUUAAAUCCCAAAAGGCUAGAGAAAUGUCUAAAGCAACAAGGGCUUGUUGGUAAUUCCUACAAAUUUUUGAUCGGAGAUAUGAAAGAAAGCUCUACUUUGCGUGCUCAAGCUUUGAACAAACCCAUUCCUUUUACUCAUGAUUACUACCAACGUAUUCAGCCUUUCACCCAUCAGAUUCUCAACAAUUCUUGUGCAGGUGCAGGUAAAAAUAUCUACACAUGGUUGGGACCAGUGCCAACAAUACUAAUUACACAGCCUGAGUUAAUAAAGGAUGCUUUCAAUAGGAUGAACAAUUUCCAAAAACCAAGAUUGAAUCCAUAUACUCAAAUACUUUCAACUGGACUUCCGAACUAUGAGGGCCAGAAAUGGGCUAAACACAGGAAGCUUCUCAACCCUGCUUUUCAACUUGAUAAGCUCAAGCUUAUGAUCCCUGCUUUUGAAACCUGCGUUACUGAUACACUAAAUAAGUGGGAGAAGCUAGUUUCUAAAACAGGUUCUUCAGAGGUUGAUGUGUGGCCACAUUUCACAACUCUAACGGGAGAUGGUAUUGCUAGAGCUGCAUUUGGAAGUAGCUUUGAGGAUGGAAGAAGGAUAUUCGACCUUCUUAAAGAGCAAAAGGAUCUUGUUAUUAGUCUUCUCAAAUAUUCUUAUAUUCCAGGAUUCAAAUAUUUGCCCACAAAAGGUAACAAGAUGAUGAAAGAAACGGAAAACGAAAUCAAACCUUUAUUGACGAAUUUGAUUCACAAAAGGAAGAAGGCAAUGGAGGCUGGAGAAGCUCCCAAAGACGACUUGUUGGGAAUGCUACUUGAAUCCAAUGCAAACGAGGCUCGACAAGUUAACGAAAAUGAAAGUGGAAGUAGGAAGCGACAAUCCGAUAUAACAAUGAGCUUCCAUGAGAUGAUUGACGCGUGCAAGUUGUUCUUCUUGGCUGGCCAAGAGACUACUUCUGUGGCGCUAACAUGGGCAAUGAUUUUGUUGGCGAAGCACCAAGAUUACCAAACACGAGCACGAGAAGAAGUACUUGCUACAUUUGGAACGAAAACUCCUGACUUUGAUGGUGUACAUAAUCGCCUUAAGAUUGUGACAACUAUAGUCCACGAGGUGCUAAGAUUGUAUCCGCCAAUCCCUGCAACAUCACGAAGGGCACAUGAACGCGAAACAAAACUAGGAGAUUUGGUAAUACCACAAGGGGUAGGAGUUUCAUUUUCCAUACUACAUGCUCACUUGAACCCUGAAAUUUGGGGUGAUGAUGCCAAAGAAUUCAAGCCUGAAAGAUUUUCAGAAGGGAUUGCAAAGGCAACCAAAGGAAAUAACUCUUACUUCCCCUUUGGUUGGGGACCUAGGAUUUGCAUUGGUCAAGCCUUCGCACUAAUCCAGGUUAAAAUGGCAUUGUCUAUGAUUUUACAACGUUUCUCUUUCGAGCUUUCACCGUCCUACAUCCAUGCUCCAACUAGUCUAUUAGCCCUUCAACCCCAGCAUGGUGCUCAUGUUAUCUUACAUCGACUUUAAGCUUAAUUUGUAUGCAAAUAUUUAUCUUAUUAACACAACAAGCUGUAUGUUUUAGAGGAUGAAAUAAGGUCGCUUGAAAGCAUUUUGUUGUCUUUAAAUUUCGGUAUGCCAAGGACGUUUUGUAGCGGUGGAAGAUGUUGGAGAAUUGACCAUUUGACCAUUAUAGAAAUACAAAUUUAUUGUGUACUACAAAAUUAGAAUAAGAAAAACUAGUAUGUGCCCGUGCCAAUGCACGUUAUACCUAUAAAAGUUUAAUAGUUAUGUUAAGUUAUUAAGAUAAUUACAAUACGCACAACUUGAAA